This is a messenger RNA of Enterospora canceri, 342 nucleotides long. NCBI's taxonomy places the organism in Eukaryota, Fungi, Microsporidia, Enterocytozoonidae. The record is from the annotation of a GenBank genome assembly.
AUGUUUGUUAAUGUAUACGGUUUGAUCUCUGUAUUAAUCAAAGUUGCAUUUGCAUCUCACUCCAUGCAUCCAUAUGACUCGUUACACGCAUUUUGUGAGACAUGUUUUCAGUACAGGGAAAUUGAACAAGCCUAUUUCUGUAAAACGUGCAAGUACACUGUGCUAAUAUGCAAAAUAUGCGUUAGAUUUGAUAAAAUGCAUGAACAUAACUUACUUGCCAAUCCCGACACUCUGAACAGUGAUCCGACGAAGGAAAUUACCCAGAAAGAACCUACGAAAACAACUCAACUACUGGAUGAUGAAUCAGAUAACGAUGAAUCUCGUACAACAAAAACAGAAUGA